GUCAGGAAGUAAUCUCUGGAAAUAUGUCGGUUGAGUACUUGAGGCCGCCAUCGCUUGGUGACUUGCGGCCAUCUCGAGAUGCAUUCACGUAUGUGGAAAAGGGCAUGCGAUUUAUUGGCUGGAUGCCGCCAUCGAGAGACCAUCCCAAAUACUGGAGCUACUGCGCCUAUGCGUUCUUAGUAACGGGCUUAGCUGGCGCCUAUAUGCCCUUUGGCUUCUUCCUCAGCUACUUCGUCAACUUCAGUGGCUUCACGCCUGGAGAUUUUCUGACUUCCAUACAGGUCGCAUUCAAUUCGGCUUGCCUGGGAGUAAAGCUUAUCCUUAUCCUACCGAAUCUGUGGCGCUUCGAGCAGUUAAAGCAGCUACUCGAUAUAUUGGAUAGGCCAUGCAUCCAGGAGGGAGCAGGCGAAGUCAUACAUCGUUGCGUCGCACGCUGUAAUUUCAUCUAUAUGGUCUAUCAGACAGCGUACACCUCAUACACCGUGCUGACCUGCGCAAGCUCCUUUCUAACCGGGUCUACCCCUUGGGGAAUCUACAUUCCGUUCGUGGACUCCCAUUCUAGUAAGCAAGCCUUUUUGAUAGCAGCUUGCAUUGAAUCUUUCAUGGGAGCCGCAGCCGUCAUUAUGGAUCAAUUUAUAGACGUCUAUCCGGUAAUCUUCGGCAUCAUCUUAAGAACUCAUAUGAAACUUUUGAUAGCGCGCGUUGAGCGAUUGCGCAGGGGCCAGAGCCAAAGCGACGAUGAGGAGUACGCGAAGCUGGUCAACUGCAUCAAAGAUCACAAAAAUAUUCUCCACAGAUUUUCGAACGACAUUCGACCACUUGUAACAGGCCCCAUUUUUGCUCAGUUUCUAUCGAUUGGCUUGAGCCUGGGCCUUGCGAUGGUUAAUUUAAUGUUCUUUUCGACUAUCUGGACGGGCAUGGCCACGUUCGUCUUCAUUAUGGUCUUGAUGAUCGAAACAUUUCCGUUUUGUUUCAUCAGCGAGCUGAUUGCAGACGAUUGCAUCGAUCUGACUCAUGCCAUUUUUCAUUCGGAUUGGGUAAGUGCGAGCAAGCGUUAUAAGGCGACUCUUGCCUUCUUUCUGCAUCAGACCCAACAGCCGAUUGUCUUCAUUGCCGGCGGUAUCUUUCCUAUCUGCAUGAGAACCAACAUUGAGAUGGCCAAGCUGGCAUUCUCAGUGGUAACGAUUGUCAAGCAAAUGAAUAUUGUCGAGAAGCUAAAGUGAAAACAAUUUUCUGAAAUUAUAUGCACGUUGAAUUGCACGUAGGAAUGCUCUAAACACCUGUAGAAACACAGCACAGCAAUCGAAAUGA
Messenger RNA from Drosophila mojavensis, 1311 nucleotides. RefSeq names its product odorant receptor 42b. The transcript has 3 exons. Gene Ontology annotation, molecular function: odorant binding; olfactory receptor activity. Gene Ontology annotation, cellular component: plasma membrane. Gene Ontology annotation, biological process: detection of chemical stimulus involved in sensory perception of smell; sensory perception of smell. The coding region runs from base 24 to 1223 and encodes 399 amino acids. NCBI's taxonomy places the organism in Eukaryota, Metazoa, Arthropoda, Insecta, Diptera, Drosophilidae. The record is from RefSeq and is a predicted model, not a curated record.